AAAGAACACAUGAAUUGAAAGAGGAACGGUGCAACUUCGGAAGGCUUGCAGUGUUGCAGUAACACUUUUUUCAUGUUUUCUUCUGUGAUUCGCAGAAGAAUUCGUGCAUCUCCUCACACACUCGCCUUCGCCUUCAUCUCCUGCACAAGAUCACUGACCAACACAUCAUCGUCGUCGUCGUCGUUAUCAUCAUGUGCGCAGUCCACGGUAAAACAAGUGUGCUCACUGGUAUACGAUUAUUUCGAAGACCACCACACCCACAGGAGAUUCUCCCCUCUGUACCUCGACGUCGAUCCCAAUUCCCUAACCCACGACCAAGUUGUCACCAUCGUCGCUUCGCUCGCCUCCGAUGGCGGUUCGGUGGUGGCCCACCGUUUCUUCAACUGGGUCAUUACUUCCAACAAGUUCCGCCAUUUCACGCGCCUCUACAUUGCGUGCGCAACGUCUCUCAUUGGAAACAGAAAUUUCGAGUUGGCCAGUGACGUGUUGCAAUGUAUGGUGAAGAGUUUCGCCGAAAUCGGGAGGGUCAAAGAGGCCGUGGAAAUGGUCAUCGAAAUGCACAACCAGGGAUUGGUUCCCAGUACGAAAAUGCUGAACUGGGUAAUUAUGAUUGUGAUAGAAAUGGGUUUGGUUGAGUAUGCAGAGAACGUGUUUGAUGAAAUGUGCGCGAGAGGGGUGCAGCCGAAUUGUGUUAGUUACACGGCCAUGGUUGUCGGUUAUUGUAGAAUGGGUAAUGUUUUGGAGGCGGAUAGGUGGUUGAGAGCCAUGAUUGAGAGAGGGUUUGUAGUUGACAGUAGGACGUUUACGUUGGUAGUGAGGGAGUUCUGUGAUAAGGGUUUUGUGACCAGGGCAUUGUGGUAUUUUCGUAGGUUGAGUGAGAUGGGUUUGAGGCCUAAUUUGAUUAAUUUCACUUGUAUGAUUGACGGGUUGUGCAAGAGGGGUAGCGUGAAACAGGCGUUUGAGAUGUUGGAGGAGAUGGUUGGGCAGGGUUGGAAGCCGAAUGUGUACACGCACACGGCUUUGAUUAAUGGCCUGUGCAAGAAAGGUUGGACUGAGAAGGCGUUUAGACUGUUUCUCAAGCUUGUUCGAAGCGAGAAUCACAAGCCGAAUGUGCUUACUUAUACUGCCAUGAUUAGUGGGUAUUGCAGGGAUGGGAAAAUUAAUCGGGCUGAGAUGCUGCUGAGACGGAUGAAGGAGCAGGGAUUGGCGCCGAACACAAACACAUACACGACUCUUGUUGAUGGGCACUGCAAAGCGGGGAAUUUUGAAAGGGCGUAUGAGUUGAUGAAUGUGAUGAAUGAGGAAGGUUUUAGUUCCAAUGUGUGUACGUACAAUGCCGUUAUUGAUGGACUUUGUAAAAAGGGAAGGGUGCAAGACGCUUACAAUGUGCUUAAGAGUGGGUUUCGUAAUGGGUUGGAAGCUGAUAAAUUUACUUAUACUAUUCUCAUGUCUGAACAUUGCAAACAGGGGGAAAUUAAGCAAGCGUUAGUGUUGUUCAAUAAGAUGCUCAAGAGCGGUAUUCAACCUGACAUUCAUUCAUACACUACGUUGAUUGCAGUAUUUUGUAGGGAAAAAAGAAUGAAAGAAAGUGAGAUGUUUUUUGAAGAAGUUUUGAGAUUUGGACUUGUUCCUACAAACCAAACCUAUACGUCAAUGAUAUGUGGUUACUCUAAAGUAGGCGAUUUGAGUUUGGCUUUUAAGUUUUUCCACAGGAUGAGUAACCAUGGUUGUGCUCCGGAUUCUAUUACUUAUGGUGCCCUUAUAAGUGGGCUGUACAAACAGUCAAAGUUGGAUGAGGCUCGUGGAUUGUAUGAUGCCAUGAUAGAGAAGGGACUUACUCCAUGUGAAGUUACUCGAGUAACUUUGGCUCAUGAAUAUUGCAAAAUAGAGGACAGUUGCUCUGCUAUGCUUGUUCUUGAAAGGCUAGAAAAGAAACCCUGGAUCCGGACAGUUAACACUCUGGUCAGGAAGCUAUGUAGUGAGAAAAAAGUGGGAAUGGCAGCCCUGUUCUUUCACAAGUUACUAGACAUGGAUCCUCAUGCCAAUCGUGUAACAUUAGCAGCAUUCAUGACUGCAUGCUAUGAAAGCAGUAAUUAUGCUCUUGUUUCUGAUUUGUCUUCGAGAUUAUACAAGGAAAACCAUUUAGCAAUCAAAGUGACUAAAUAACACAUUUAGGACGUGCUUUGACGCUUUGUAAGCCUGCUUACAUCUGGACCAAUAACUAGUUGGGUUUUGAUGAAGUAUUUGGGAAGUAUACUUGUUGGAGAAGUGAGAUUUGUGUCAUCUAGGUGCUGACUUCUGCAUUGGGUUACCGUGUUUUAUGAACAUAUGGAGUCAUGAAGGGCAUCGAUUAUGUGAUUCGGCAGGGAAAUGGAUAUCUCAAUUGGAUUAUCGGGAAAUGGCUAUCUCUUUCACAGCUUGCUUGCAUGGCACCAAAGACUUCUCACUUUCUAUCUAUAUAAGAUCAUAUUUCGUUCAACUUCACUGCAGGUUUUCCAAUUCAGAGACAAUUCUCUGCUAAAAUUGAUUAAAUGAUAGAAAAAAUUCUACUGUAGCAUAUACAGCAGCUAAAAGAUGGAGAGUUAUCAUGCCAUGAUUGUUCUGAUAAUCUUUGCCAGCUAAAUUGAAAGGUAAUCUGAUACUACACCACAAUUGAUGAUAGCUCAUUAGAACUUGCAUGCUGGUGUUAUGCCAUUGUUGUCAAGAGUCUCAAGACAACACAGUAUUUGCUGCUGACAGGUGUUCAACAUGCAAAGAUGUUAAACAAAGUGCUAUCUGAUUUGUUCAGGUAAAGGAUGAUGUUGCUGAUCUCCCGUGACGUCAAAUGUGAAGAGUAAGCAUAUGGUUGUACUCUAUCAUAUCUAUUUUCAUGCACCCUCGUUCCAUGUAUUUUUCUCUCUAUUAUUUGCAGCAUUGCCUUUACAGUGUUUACAACCUUCAUUCAGGAUUGUUGUUCUUUUAUUUUAUUUUUUUUACUUUUCUGCUUUUGUUUGUGCUAGCAUACAAAACAUUGUAUCUUUAUGUUUUGAUGAAUUAAAUUUUAUUCAACAAAGAAGAGGAAAAAAAACCCACAUUUUCUUUAAGUUGGAGUUGUGUCCAUUCUUGCGACGAAUCCAGGAUACACAAAUAUGGGCGAGAGUGAUGAAGAAAGA
Messenger RNA from Vigna umbellata (rice bean), 3152 nucleotides. RefSeq names its product Pentatricopeptide repeat (PPR-like) superfamily protein. The record is from RefSeq and is a predicted model, not a curated record. NCBI's taxonomy places the organism in Eukaryota, Viridiplantae, Streptophyta, Magnoliopsida, Fabales, Fabaceae. Gene Ontology annotation, biological process: RNA processing. Gene Ontology annotation, cellular component: chloroplast. Gene Ontology annotation, molecular function: mRNA binding; protein binding.